AUGGCGCCAUGGAGCGCGCACCGCUGCCGCCUUGGAGGGGGCUCUGGAUCCUCUGCCUGCUGCCGGCGCUGGCGGGGGCCCAGCAGAGACCUAGCCCAACUCGCCCCACCUUGGGCAGGUCAGCUGCUGGCGGGCGGCGAGGCGGCCUACGAGGAGCGGACGGUGGCCGGGGUGCGGGGCCGGGCGGUGGAGCUGAGCUGCGGGGGUUCCUCGCCGCCGGCCGUGGUCUUCUGGAGCUUCGUGGCGACGGCGGCGGGGGGCUCGGGGCCGCCGCGGGCCGUGGCCGUGGGCUCGGGGCAGGAGGUGGCCGUGGCCCCCGGCGCGGGGACCUUGGGCCGGGUGGCCCUGCGCAACGGGACGCUGGAGCUGCGGGAGCUGCGGGCGGCCGCCCAGGGCCGCUUCCUCUGCCAGGGGCUCUUCCCCGAGCGUGGGCGGCUCCGCGUGGGCUACGCCGCCGUCCUCCUGCGGGUCCUGGUGCCCGUCUCCAAGCCCUUCGUGCGGGCGCCGGGGGCGGCGGCGGCGGAGGGGACGGCGGUGGCCCUGACGUGCACCGUGCGGGAGGGGACGGAGCCGCGGAGCUUCUUCUGGCAGCACCGGCAGGCGCGGGGGGGGUCCGCGGCGUCCCCCGGGGGGCUGGGGGGGGCCGGGGCCGAGCUGCGCCUGGCGCCCGCCAACCGCAGCCACGCCGGCUGGUACGCCUGCACGGCGCGCAACGAGGUCAACAACCGCACCAGCGAGCCCGUCUACCUGGACAUCGUCUACGGCCCCGACGAGCCGGCCAUCAGCGUGGAGCCCUUCUCCCCCGAAGAAGGGGGCUUCUCGGCGGGCGAAAAGGAGGACGUGGUGCUGAGCUGCCUGGCCCCUUCCAACCCCCCCAGCCGCUACGUCUGGCUCCACAACGGCUCCCAGGUCCACACCGGGCAGACCUACGUCCUGGCCGCCAUCGCCCGCGCCCAGGCAGGCACCUACACCUGCCUGGCCGAGAACACCCACCUCCAAACCCGCACCCAGGCCACCAUCAUCCUCACCGUCUACUAUCCCCCAGUUGGGAGCCCCAGCUGCUCUGCCCUGGCCACCAGUGACCUGCGGGACGUGGCCCUGCAGUGCCACUGGCCGGGGGGCUUCCCCCCAGCACGGCUGCGCUGGGUGGGCCCCCAGGAGGAGGAGGAGGAGGAGGAGGAGGAGGAGGGGGUGACGGGGACCAGUUUUUCCAUGGCCACCAGCAUCCAGCCAGGGGCGGCCACCAGGAACGGCAGCUCCUUCUCCUGCCUGGCCUCCCACCCCGCACUGCCGCGGGGGGCUGUGUGUGGGACCACCCUGUGGGUCCCGGCCGGCAGCCCCUCCUGCGCGGCGGUGGCCACCAAAGGGGACGAGUACGUGAUGCUGCGAUGCCGGUGGGAGGGGGGGACGCCGCCGGUCACCCUGCGCUGGCGGGACGGUGGGGGCCGGGCCUUGGGGGACCCCCUGCCCUCGGCCACCGUCCUGGUGCUGAGCGCCAACGCCACUUUGGGGGGCCGGGAUUUCAUCUGCGCCGCCACCCACCCGCUGCGGGCCGCCGGCGCCGAGUGCCGCCUGCGGCUGGGUAAGCCACCCCUUCCCCCCCCCUUCUCGUUGUGCCGCAGCGGGGUGACACAUCCCCCCCCCCCCCUCACCCCGGCCUCCGCGUCCCCUCCCCGCGCAGAGGUCCCCGAGCUGGAGGUGGAGAGAAGCGAGGUGGCGGUGCUGGAAGGCGGCGAGGCGCGGUUGGCGUGCCGGCGGCGGGGCCGUGGCGCCCAGCUGGGUGCCACCGUGGUUUGGUACGACCCCGAGGAGCGGGAGGUGACGCCGGGGUUGGCCAAGUACCGGGUGGAGAGGGGAGAAGAGUGGGUGAACCUCACCAUCCGCGACGCCGCGUGGCCGGGGGAUGGCGGGAUCUACCGCUGCGCUGCCGGCAACGCCGUGGGCACCGCCAGCCUCGCCGUCCGCCUCCGCGUGGACCGGUACCCGGCCCCGCCCAACGUCACCAUCAGCAAGCUGCGGUACACGCGGGCGCGCACCGAGGUGCGGCUGGAGUGGCGGACGCACGGCACCGGCAACCUCACCGGCUUCGUGGUGCAACGGCGCCAAGCCAAGAAACCCUCCCGGCGGGCGCCCGGCCCCUGGGAAACGGCCGCCGGCGACAUCGAGCCCCACUCGCGUGACCGGCGCCUGGGGGGGCUGGACCCGGCCGUGGUCUACGCUUUCCGCGUCCUGGCCGUCAACCACCGGACGGCCGGGCACCCCUCCGAGGUGCAGACGCCAGCCGAGCCUCCCUUUGAGGCCUACCCAGCGGUGACGGGGGCAGCGGUGGUGGGGAUGCUGGUGGCCACCGUGGCAUCGCUGCUGGCCAUGCGCUGCGUCGCCCGCCACCGGGACACCCUCCCACGGCUGCAUGACCUGCUCUUCCGCCUGGCUGGUCCCGGCGCCCAGGAGCCCAUCGGCACACCGGAGGAUGCCGAAACAGCCACCAGCAGGGAGGACGAAGCAGCACCCGGAGACCCAACGGCAGGUAACAGCACCCGGGGAGCAAGCCCAGGGCUGAGCCCCCCCACCCCAGCAUCACCCAGGGCUCUCCCCCCCCCCCCCCCCCCCCUCACAGAGCCUCACUCAGCACUGCCGGACACCACUGAUGACCCACCGGUCACCGUCACCGCGCCAGCACCACCAUGACCACAACAGCUUUUCCUCUUUCUUUCCCUCUCCCCGCUUUGUUUCACGCCCCGGGGACAGCAGCGCCCGCCUGCGCCGCGUCCCCCUUCUCCCCCCAUGCUAAUAAAGCUGGGGAGGGGGGACGCGGCUACUCAAAACUCAGCGGCUGGAAAAAUACCUUGUGAUCUAGACCUCACACAAAAAUUUGGGGCUGGUAGCAAAAGGGGUUUUGCUUCUUUAUGAUAUUUUAAAAAGGCAGUAGGGGAGACGUAUGAUUUUUCCCCGGGGUGGAGCUGGCAUGGGGAAGGGAAAGCUUUCCUAAUGCCUCAAAAGUAUGGAAGACUGGUGAAACUGUGAUAUAGCCCAGGUGAUAAGAAAGCAGGAAGGCUUUGCAGAAAAACCUCAUGCCAGGUUUUACCCCUGGCUCUAAAAAGCAGCACAAGCCCAGCCUGGGGGUAAGUUGGGUGACUCCCGGCACAAAUGGCUCCAGCUCAGCCUCAAGCUUUCAGGUAUUUCUGGAGCUAAAAUAAAUGUUUAGGCUGUAAUAUUUUCUCACCACUGGGAAAAAAGUUCCCCUUGAGUGAAAAAGGGGAAACGUAACCCCCAUUCUUAAAAAAGGGAGACCCAGGGAACUACAGGCCAGUCGGUCUCAUCUGUGUCCAGCAAGAUCAUGGAAUGGAUCCUCUAGGAAUCUGUGCUGGAGCACACGGAAAAUAAGGAGGUGGCUGGUGAGAGCCAACAUGGCUUCACUAAGUGGAAAUGGUGUCUGAGGAAUUUGGUGCCCCUCUACGAUGGGGUCACAGCGCUGGCCCGCAGGGGGAAAGUAAGUGCCAUCGUCUACCUGGGCUUGUGGCAAGCACCUGCCGCUGUCCUGCACGACGUCCCCGUCUCUAAACGGGAGAGACGCGGGUCUGAGGGAUGGAGCACCCUGCCGAUCAGCGGCUGGACGGGCGCACGCAAGGAGCUGCCGCCAACAGUUCCGUGUCCGGGUGGAGAGCGGGGACGGGCGGCGUUCCUCAGGGGUGGGGACCGGGCCCGGAGCUGUUCCACAGCUUUGACAGUGACGGGGACAGCGGGAUCGAGGCACCCUCAGCAAGCUCCCCAGCGGCACCGAGCUGGGCGGUGGGGGACACGCUGGGGGGGGCAGGGGGGGCAUCC
Tyto alba (common barn owl) is the source of this 3825-nucleotide messenger RNA. It is a transcript of the gene VSIG10L2, whose product is annotated as V-set and immunoglobulin domain containing 10 like 2. Gene Ontology annotation, cellular component: cell-cell junction. Gene Ontology annotation, molecular function: cell adhesion molecule binding. Lineage: Eukaryota; Metazoa; Chordata; Aves; Strigiformes; Tytonidae. The record is from RefSeq and is a predicted model, not a curated record. Gene Ontology annotation, biological process: cell-cell adhesion.